UAGAUCGAAUCGUGUUGAAGACAUAUAUCUACGUUUUUAUAAUGGAAAUGCAUUUGAAGAAUACGUGGACAUACCUCUUAGCCAGGCCUCUCGGCUCCUUGAGAUUCAAGGCUUUGAUAAAAACAAUUCCACCGUCCUUUACAUACAUGGUUUCAUAGAAACGGCUCAGCAAGAAAGUGUACAGGUCAUGGUGAGCGCGUACUUAGAGUCAAGACCGGCCACUAAUAUAGUAUUACUGGACUGGUCUAACAUGUCUCAUGGAUCCUAUUUAGUUAAUGCUGCCAGGAAUACAAAAAAGGUUGGAGCUGCAGCAGCCGAACACAUAAAUAAUUUAAUAGAGUCAGGCCUACCAAUAGAAAAAUUACACGUUAUAGGACAUUCCCUUGGUAGUCAUGUAGCAGGCUACUUAGCAAGAGAUCUCAAAAACAGAUAUAACAAAACUGUCAAAAGAUUGACAGCAUUAGACCCAGCCUUUCCUGCUUUUUAUCCAGACGGUGUGGUAAUGGAUCACGUCACGGAUAAGGACGCAGAAUUCGUAGAUGUAAUACAUACAGAUGCUGGAGGCUACGGUGCCCCGGUCCGGACCGGGACAGUAGAUUUCUGGCCGAAUGGCGGCAAGAGUAUCCAGCCUGGAUGUCCUCGAUUCGCCCCUAUACCGCUUUCAGAUGACAACCUAUGCAGUCAUUGGCGGUCGUGGAGGUUCUAUGCUGAAUCCGUUCGGAACCCUACAGCAUUUCCAGCAUCUCCUGCCGACUCGUAUCAUAAAUUUAGAGAAAAUCCCACACCAGAAGUUGGAAUGGUUUACAUGGGGGUGGACUGUGAUACAAGUGCUCGAGGAUCUUAUUAUCUAACAACAAAUGGCGAAUCUCCAUUCGGUAAAGGCAUCGAGGGUAUUUAUUAUAAAAGUAAAAAUAGUACAGGAACACAAUAAAAAAAAGGAACAUAUGUUUAUAGAUAUAGAGGCGAUUUUUCUUAACUAAAAAUGUCUUUAUCGAAUAAAAAUUGACAAAUUUUGAAUAAAAAUGUAAUUAAAUCAGACUUGAUUAAAAAAGUAGCAAUUUUGGUUGUAACGAUGUUUAGUUAGCAAUAUAUCUUAUUAAGAUAUACAUGAAAAUCA
Melitaea cinxia (Glanville fritillary) is the source of this 1117-nucleotide messenger RNA. Its product is annotated as pancreatic triacylglycerol lipase. Bases 188 to 931 code for a protein of 247 amino acids. The record is from RefSeq and is a predicted model, not a curated record. The transcript is spliced from 7 exons. Lineage: Eukaryota; Metazoa; Arthropoda; Insecta; Lepidoptera; Nymphalidae. Gene Ontology annotation, molecular function: lipase activity.